Phycodurus eques (leafy seadragon) is the source of this 2633-nucleotide messenger RNA. It is a transcript of the gene mettl18, whose product is annotated as methyltransferase 18, RPL3 N3-histidine. The transcript has 2 exons. The coding region runs from base 263 to 1285 and encodes 340 amino acids. Gene Ontology annotation, biological process: peptidyl-histidine methylation, to form tele-methylhistidine. The record is from RefSeq and is a predicted model, not a curated record. Gene Ontology annotation, molecular function: protein-L-histidine N-tele-methyltransferase activity. Lineage: Eukaryota; Metazoa; Chordata; Actinopteri; Syngnathiformes; Syngnathidae.
GUCUUGUUGACCUUAUUUCAACACAACUAGAACCAACACACUUCUUAAACUUGACAUAUAUACGAACGAAGUAUUACAUGAAUUGCCUAACGACGUAUUUUACUAUUUCGCAUAUGCGGAGUCAGGAUUUGUCACUAUUAUCGCAAGGAAUUCUGGGAAUUGAAGUGCCGCCGCGUGCUUUCGCUCGGCAUGUGCAGCUAGCUAGUAACGUGGCUACAAACCAGGUAGCUUUCUAGAUCCAAUUUAACUUUGUGUGUCAGAGAUGUUUUGUUUUAAUUUCGACGUAACUGGAAUAAAAAACACGGACGACGUACAGGGCAAUGCAUCGUUAAACAUUGUUUCUAAACCCGCGAAUGAAACUGGCAACCCAGCAGUUGCAGUAAAAGAGGCCAAAGAGCACUUUCCACCCUCUGAUCCUCUGCACCUACUCGAUGACGCCAUUUGGGAAACCCUCAACAUCGGCACUCUUCCUCCCCUGCACUUCCUCAACGAGACUAUUUUCGAGAAGACCGUCUGUGAGAGGGAGGACACGGAGAACGUUCUGUCCCGCACGGCCGAGCAGAGGUCUGACCUCAUCUCGGGAGUGUACGAGGGAGGACUGAAGGUGUGGGAGUGCACAUACGACCUCCUGGAGGUAAUCGAGAGGGAAGGCGAGACGUUCGGCGGCAAGGCCGUCUUGGAUCUCGGCUGUGGCGCCGGGCUCUUGGGGAUUUUGUCCCUGAAAAGAGGAGCCAGGAAAGUCCAUUUCCAAGACUACAACAGUACAGUGAUUGAGCAGCUCACUGUGUCUAAUGUCAUUCUCAAUUGCCAAGAUGAUGACAGUGAUGAUGAUGAUGACAGAAAAAGGAAGGGUAAAGGAACAACCGACAAGGAAGAAGAGUGUAAAAUGAAACCAAUACAUGACAGACGAGAUAUGUUACUGCCAAGGUGCCAGUUCUUCUCUGGUGACUGGCGCACCUUUCUUACUUUGGCCUCAAGUCAGGACUCGCCAUUGAAAUACGACAUUAUCAUGACUUCAGAGACGAUCUACAACACGGCUUAUUACCCUGCGCUACAUGACACCCUCCACAAACUUUUAGCAUCGGACGGACACGUCUACAUGGCCACCAAGACCCACUACUUUGGUGUGGGUGGCGGUCUGCACCUGUUUGAGGCGUUUGUGGCAGAGAGGGGGGUUUUCACUAUCAAUCACCUGUGGGAUAGCAAAGAUGGACUUCAGAGACAUGUUGUUGUCCUGCGUUUUAAAAAAAUAAUCACACUAGCUCACGGGUCAAUACACUACUAACCAGUAAAACUAAAUACCAAUUACUACUGUUCAAAGUUAUGGGUCACUUGGAAAUGUCCUUAAUGUUGAAAGUAAAUCUUUUCUUUCUCUCUCUCUCUCUCUCUCUCUCUCCAGUGAAGAUGACAUAGAAUCAAUCAGAAAUACAUGCUAGACCAAGGGUCAUCCACAGGGUGCCCGCAGGCACCAGGUAGCCCCAAAGUACUACAUGGGGAGCCCGCACCUGUUCUCAAAAUAGCUCAGCAGUGAUGAGAAAUUGUGACUGAUGCAAUGUUGUAGAAAUGACCAUCUAAAAUGUAAUCAGUUGCAGAGAUUUAUAAAAACAGUGUUGAAUGUUGAAAUUUACUGCAUCUCUUUCCCACCUUGUUAAAUCAUUGUUGAUCUUUGUGAGAAAUCAUUAACACAAUCGGUGUCUUCACAUAAAUGGAUAUCAUUAUUACUAAUGAUUUAAAGAUGAUUCAAGCAAAUUAGUUAUUUCAGAAGUGUGUAUGAAAGUGGUAGCCCUUAGCAUUAAUCAGUACCUAGGAAGUUGCUUUCAGUUUCAAAAAGGUUGGUGACCCCUGGUCUUGACAUCGUAAAUGUAGUUUAAAAAAAAGAAAAACAAUGCUUUCAAUAAUAAGGACUUUUCUAAGUGACCUUCAAAGUUUUGAAACCUCGUGUAUGUGUGUAUAUAAACACAAUAGUGUGUUUUAAUAAACAACAUGAAAUUAUCUAGCUGACCCCGAAUUUUUGGACAGUAGUGUAUACCGCAAAUGGCUAUAUUUUUAGUCUGGCACUUACUGUACAGUAAAUUGAGUGGCUUAUCGUUACCAUCUGAUCAGCUGUGACCUUCCAUCACUAACAAUAGUGAUAUGGACCUUUCUCUGCAUCAUCUUGAAGUUUCAAGGCCACAAGGAACCUCACCUGCCUGUGAUAUUAAAACUGUAUUAAUAAAGUAAUUCUUUCUCAUCCCUCAGUAAACUCAUCCCUCCCUUGUUUCUUCUUCCAUAUUUCCUCCCUAUAUAGACAUGUUCCAGUAAGUGAGGAGCAGUUGAAAGCGGGCUGUUCCAGGUCUAUUUAGACGCACCGGGAGGAAAGAAAAGGAAAUGGGCUCAGUGACCUUUGCGAGUGAUUUCCCCCGUGUUCAAACAGCAGCAUGAAAGCCAGGCUUGUUUCUGAAGUCCAACACGAAAUGUCAAUUGCAACUUAUCCCGGCUGCCCGAGGAUGUAGCUUGAAAGUGGAUUCGGGCGUCACGGUACGUCAGUGGUCGGUCUCUGUGGGGUCUCUGUAAGUCUCAUUCUGGAAAAGGACCUCUGCUUUUCGUCAUCUGCUUCUGUGGAAAAAAAAGAAAGUAGAAAUAAAAAGUUUAAA